This is a messenger RNA of Cervus elaphus (red deer), 657 nucleotides long. RefSeq names its product cathelicidin-4-like. Gene Ontology annotation, cellular component: extracellular region. NCBI's taxonomy places the organism in Eukaryota, Metazoa, Chordata, Mammalia, Artiodactyla, Cervidae. Bases 1 to 657 code for a protein of 218 amino acids. The transcript is spliced from 4 exons. The record is from RefSeq and is a predicted model, not a curated record. Gene Ontology annotation, biological process: defense response to Gram-positive bacterium; innate immune response; antimicrobial humoral immune response mediated by antimicrobial peptide. Gene Ontology annotation, molecular function: lipopolysaccharide binding.
AUGGAGACCCAGAGGCCUAGCCUCUCCCUGGGACGGUGGUCACUGUGGCUACUGAUGCUGGGACUAGUGCUGCCCUCAGCCAGGGCCCAGGCCCUCAGCUACAGGGAGGCCGUGCUUCGUGUUGUGGAUCAGUUCAAUGAGCGGUCCUCAGAAGCUAAUCUCUACCGCCUCCUGGAGCUAGACCCGCCUCCCAAGGACGACCGCAGUGCUCGAAAGCCUGUGAGCUUCAGGGUGAAGGAGACCAUGUGCCCCAGGUCGAGCCUGCAGCCCCCGGAACAGUGUGACUUCAAGGAGAAUGGGCUGGUGAAAAAGUGUGUUGGAACAGUCAGCCUGGACCAGAUUGAUGACCAGUUUGACCUAAACUGGUCAAAUGAGGGAAAGGCCAUGGCCAAAGCCAUUACCAUUACCAGUGCCAAGGCCAGGGCCAAGGCCAUGGCCAAAGCCAUUACCAUUACCAGUGCCAAGGCCAGGGCCAAGGCCAUGGUCAAAACCAUUGUGAUAAUCACUGUGAAGGCCAAGGUCAAGUUUAGCACUGUGGCCAAGACCAAUGCUAAGUCCACAUCCAUUCCUGAUGACAUCUCCCAUUCCAAGGUUUCCUGGGAAAUAGUGAAGGAUUGGCUGCCAUCACACCCGUUAAAGAAUUUUGAUGAAUCCUGA